Candidozyma haemuli is the source of this 483-nucleotide messenger RNA. RefSeq lists its product as uncharacterized. The transcript has 2 exons. The coding region runs from base 1 to 483 and encodes 160 amino acids. Gene Ontology annotation, cellular component: retromer complex; early endosome membrane. Lineage: Eukaryota; Fungi; Ascomycota; Pichiomycetes; Serinales; Metschnikowiaceae. Gene Ontology annotation, molecular function: phosphatidylinositol-3-phosphate binding. Gene Ontology annotation, biological process: late endosome to Golgi transport; endocytic recycling. The record is from RefSeq and is a predicted model, not a curated record.
AUGUCCAAGCCAUUCCAACCUAUCAGCGAAGUACUCAAAGACAAGCAUAAGGAACAGUCGUUUGAAGAUAUCUACGGCGAGCCAGAGAAUUUCCUUGAAGUCGAAGUACGCAAUCCUCAGACCCACUACGGAAGAGAACCUUACACAGAUUACGAGAUCGUAUGUCGAACGAAUAUCCCUGCUUUUAGAAAAAGACAAUCCAGAGUCAGAAGACGGUACAGCGACUUUGUCACGUUCCGGAAGAUCCUUGAACUGGAGACACUGAGAGUUGUAAUUCCGCCUUUGCCAGGGAAGAUCUUGUUUAACCUGAAUCGUUUCAAUGAUGUCAAUAUCGAAAGCAGAAGACAAGGGCUUGAAAAGUUCUUGAUUGUGGUCAGCGGCCACCCGAUUCUCCAGACCAAGUCCACCACUCUACGUGAUUUCAUCCAGAGCGAUCGCUGGGAGCCACGGUACCCGCUUGAACCACGUGAACUUCUCUCAUAG